CGCCGCCGCCGGGGAGGCUGCGGGGGAGCCUCGGCGGAGUCGCUGACGGAGCGGAGCUCUCUUGACAGGGCCCGGCACUGCCCCGCGCCGCCUCGCCCGUCGCCGCCGCCACCGCCCCGGGGCGGGCCGUCGCGGCGGGUGGAUGCCCAGCGCCUAGCGGGCUCCGCCGGGGUGAGGACGCACGGACGCCAUGGGCUGCUGCAGCUCCGCCGCGCAGAGCUCCAAACGAGAAUGGAAGCCUCUGGAGGACCACAGCUGUACAGAUGUACCGUGGCUGCUCUUGUUCAUCCUCUUCUGCAUAGGGAUGGGCUUUAUCUGUGGCUUUACAAUAGCAACAGGAGCAGCUGCAAGACUGCUUUCAGGAUAUGACAGUUAUGGAAAUAUCUGUGGACAGAAAAAUGUCAAGGUGGAGGGAAUAGUCAACAGUGGUCUGGACCUCACACAGAAGAAGUAUGUGUUCUUCUUGGAUCCAUGCAAUAUUGACCUAGUACAUCAGAAGAUCAAAUCUCUUGCUUUGUGUGUAUCAGCUUGCCCAAGGAAAGAACUAAAAACUCUGGCUGAUGUUCAGAAAUUUGCAGAAACUAAUGGAUCUAAUCUGUGUAGCUACGAACUACUGCCAUCAGAAUAUACUACAGACCCAAGGGCUGCCAAGUUGUGUCCUAAAUAUCCUGUUCCAGAGAGUGCACCUAUUCCAUUCUUCCAUCGCUGUGCUCCUGUGAACAUUUCCUGCUAUGCCAAGUUUGCAGAGGCCCUGAUCACCCUUGUCAGUGACAGUAGUGUCUUACACAGGCUGAUUAGUGGAGUUAUGACCAGCAAAGAGAUUAUAAUGGGACUUUGCUUGUUGUCACUAGUGUUGUCCAUGAUUUUGAUGGUUAUAAUCAGGUACAUUUCAAGAGUACUUGUCUGGAUUUUAACAAUUCUUGUCAUUCUGGGAUCACUUGGUGGUACAGGAGUCCUGUGGUGGCUCUAUGCUAAAGAACGAAUGUCUGCCAGUGCUGUUGAGACUCAAAUAGCCAAAGAAAAUCUUCAGGCUCUCCUGAUCUAUGCCAUAUCAGCUACUGUGUUCACGGUCGUCUUGCUCUUGAUAAUGUUAGUUAUGCGCAAACGAGUAGCUCUCACUAUUGCCUUGUUCCAUGUGGCCGGCAAGGUCUUCAUUCACCUGCCACUGCUAGUCUUCCAGCCAUUUUGGACAUUCUUUGUGCUUAUCCUCUUCUGGACAUAUUGGACCACAGUCCUACUUUUCCUUGGUACUACAGGUAAUCCUGUCCCAAAUGAAGAAGGAUUUGUUGAAUUUCGCAUGGCAGGCCCCCUGAAGUACAUGUGGUGGUACCAUGUGGUAGGACUGAUCUGGAUCAGUGAAUUUAUCCUAGCCUGUCAGCAGAUGACAGUGGCAGGAGCUGUUGUGACAUACUAUUUCACAAGGGAGAAAAGGAAUCUGCCAUUUACUCCUAUUCUGGCAUCUGUUAAUCGCCUUGUCUGUUACCAUCUAGGAACAGUAGCAAAGGGGUCUUUCAUUAUCACAUUAGUGAAGAUACCACGAAUGAUUCUUAUGUAUAUCCAUACACAACUCAAAGGAAAAGAAAAUGCUUGUGCUCGCUGUAUGCUUAAAGCCUGCAUCUGCUGCCUUUGGUGUCUAGAAAAGUGCCUGACCUACUUAAAUCAGAAUGCAUACACAGCCACAGCUAUCAACAGCACCAACUUCUGCACAUCAGCAAAGGAUGCCUUUGUUAUUCUAGUGGAGAAUGCUUUACGAGUGGCUGCCAUAAACACUGUUGGGGAUUUUAUGUUGUUCCUUGGAAAGGUCCUGAUUGUCUGCAGUACAGGUUUGGCUGGGAUUAUGUUGCUGAAUUAUCAACGGGAUUACACUACCUGGGUGCUGCCUCUCAUCAUUGUCUGCCUCUUUGCAUUCCUGGUUGCUCACUGCUUCCUUUCCAUUUAUGAAAUGGUUGUUGAUGUCCUUUUCUUAUGUUUUGCCAUUGAUACAAAAUACAAUGAUGGCAGCCCUGGAAGGGAAUUCUACAUGGAUAAAGUUCUCAUGGAAUUUGUGGAGAAUAGUAGGAAAUCUAUGAGAGAAGCUGGCCGGGGAGGUGGAGCUGAGGGCAGAGAGCUAAAACCAAUGGCCUCUGGAGCAAGUUCAUCUUGAAACUAGCCAGCCAUAUUGGAACCCAUUGACAUUCCAAAACAAUAUAUCUAUACACACACACACACACACACACACACACACACACACAUAUAUAUAUAUAUAUAAUCAGCCAAAAUCAGAGAAAAGGAACAGGGAUUUAAUACUUUUUUUAACAAUUAUUUUUGUGAAACAUGUACUCUUUUCAUACGGGUGGCUUUUACAAGCAGCUUUAUCAUUGUUCCAUUUAAAAAAAAGAUUACUCAUUAUAGUCACAGAAAUGUUGAUUCUUAUCUGCUUGAUAUUUCACAAUCUGGAGGAGGUAUCAUUGUAAAGAUAAUUUUAAUGAUAAUUGGGUUUAGAGACAGAUUUCCAAUGACAUGGCUAAUCUGCUGAGAGUUUUUUGUUUAAAUUUGCAUUAAAUUUAGGACAGCUACACAUAAGCAAAACCUUCAAAUCAAGAAAAGUAUUAAAUUUAGCUUUUUAAAAGGUAGUUUUAGUGAGAGUUAAUUCAGUUCUAACUGGUUUAUAAGCAGUCAUUUUAUUUUAUAGCCCUGGCAGGGCCCAAUUUUAUUUAGCGGUAUCAGAUAUCACAAUAACCAACUCCUCAGGUAUUCACAUGUGUGGGAGCCCUUGCAUCUCCUAUUCAGCAGAAACUAGAAAAUGGGGAAUAAUGAUUUUUAUAUGCAAUUUACUUAAUGUUUUACCCUACUUACCCUCUUACCAAUUCUUCCCCCCCCCCCCCCCCCCGGCCCCGAAUUCACUAGCCUCCUUCAAACGUCAGCAGUGCUCCUUUAGGGACAUAGAUUCUGCAUAUGAGCAAUUCAAAGAACAGAUUAUUAAAGCUCAGUCUUAGUCAUACUCAUGAUUAAUUCAUGACUUGAUGUAAACAUGCUGAGGAUAGAAGGAGAAAUGAACUGUAAUACUGUACAAACAAGUACACUGUAGUUCAUUUCAUUUAAUGUCAGAGAGGUUUGGGAUGUGUAAGGGACCAUUCCUUGCCUAUUGUUUCACCCAUAUUUCUAUGUACUGUAGCAGGUGAUUAAAACAGGAAAGGGCAGAGAAACAUUUCUUUGGAAGUGUAACUGCCUGGGAUAGUUAAUUGAAGUCAUCAAAUAAUGAUAAGAGAACGUGUUUUGUUUUGGUUUUGUUUUGGGAGAAAAAAAAAAAAAGGCAAAAAAAAAAAAAAAGAAAAAAAAGAAGAAGCAGUAGUAGUGUGAUUCUGAGAUAACUGCAUUUCUUUCAGUCUGGGAGUUCACCAGAUACGAAUGCUAAUAUUUUGUUCAGCCUAGUGUAAUGGUUAAUGGUUAAAAGCGUGUAAAGAAUUCAUGACCUGUCAAUGCUAUAUAGUCCUUUUGUUACAAUUUUUUUAAGAAAACUAUUUUUGUUAAUGUAAAGUUAAUACUUCAGAGCAGAAUUUUUAAACUUAUUGCACUAAAUAUAAGCUCUGUACAAAUAAACAAUGCCUCAGUGGUUUGAUCACUCCAUUCAAGAAAACCUUUUGAAAGAGAAAAGCCCUUCUGUGGAAGCUUUGCAAUGGAGUGGAGAGGUCUAGUUAAAGAAACUCAGUUGUACUCAUGGUUUAAAGAGUAAGCAGUUCUCUGUGCUUCCUUUCAGAGGAUCAGACGUUUGAAAAAUAGAUUGUCACGUAACUAAUCAGUGCUCUUACCUUUUGGCAAUAGUGAAAUGUUUCACCUUUGCUUCUAGAAAUCAUUUGAUAUUACAUUUGUUUAGUUUUCUUUCAGUAAGCCAAUUAAAAUGACUUACUGUUUUCAUUAUCACAGAAACCAAACUGUAUGAAAAGAAAAUAAAAAAUCUGUUUAGAGGUGAUAACUGCCAGGGAGGUGGGAAGACAGAAUUACCCAGUCUUGCAAGCACUAGACACUUGUUUAACCAAACCACAUCAGCUCCACUGACAUCAGGAGGGCUCUCUUAAGUAGUGAAGUUGUAAGAUACAUUUGUGUGUAUGUGUGUGUUAACUGAACUAGAACUUCAACCUAGGAUUCAGAGUGGAGCACUGACUGGUGAGGCCUCUCAAUGUGAGCUAGAAGUCAGUCUAUCUAGAAGAAGCCCUGGAAACAGCCUUAAGCUUGUGGAGAGAAAGCAUUCCUGCUGUUAACGCUGUUGCUAAAGCUGCAGUUGCACUGAACAUUGUUGUCUGUGUAGAUCAGUGGGGGUUAGCAACAGAAAUUAAAAAACUGGCUCAUAUGAAUCCUAGAAACUGGACUCCAAGGCUAAGAGACUUUUCACAUACCCAGUUGCUUCCAGAGAACUGUAAUUUCCGUCUUGUUGGAAAUUAUUGGAGGUGCUUUGAUCAAAGCCUUGGAUUCUGCUCAUUUUGACAACAAAUAUCUGCCGUGACAAGUUCUGCAAGUUUGUGCUCUCUGCUCACUGGAAGUGGGAGCUUUUCUCUGCAAUCGCAACUAGAACUGCAAUUGGGAACAAAUUUUGUAUUUUUGUAUGACUUGACUGUGCACCAUUUUUAUAGCAGUUUAUCCUGUUUUAAGAACAAAUUUGAUUUAUUUACAUGGUGUUUAAAAGAUACAGGCAACACUUUUCUAUGGGUAGCUGUAAUGUUGAAGUGACAAACCUAUAUCAUUACGGAGUUCUUAAUAAAAUCAUAUGCACCAUUCUUGUGUGUAUCGGGCAUGCUGAGCUUUUCAGUCAUGCCAAAAUGCAUUCCAUCAACACGCAGGCUUUCCAGUGGCCCUUCAGAGCUUUUGAAUGUUCUUUGAAGUGAAUUGCAACCAGACUACAAACUGUCCUCUUCCAGUGUGGUCUUGUGCAAGGAGAUAAGUAGAAGACUGGAGUCUAAAAAAAAAAUUUUUCAGGGCAAACCUGAACUCUGCUUACCUCCCUUAGUGGAGGUAGUGGAGAACACCUGGAAUGUAAAUCCCUAGUUGGAGUAAAGGUGCUGGGGACUUCCAAUUGUGAAGGAUUAAAUACUUUUUUUGCCAUCAGUGUAUGGACUGCUUUGUGGGAAGCAGUCUGUUCCAGUUAGAGUGAUGCUGCACUGGGAGUAACACUGCAAGAGGAGCAGAUGCAGAAAUAAUCUCCUUGGAAAGUCCACUGAACCAAGCAGUGCUUGAGGACUGGUAAUUUGUGCCAGUGUAGUUACUGGUUCCCAGCAUUUGGUUUCUGCAGACAGUCUGGGACAUAGCCUCUAAUCUGCUAGGCUUCAAAGGAAAAUGCUUGCCAUUCUUUUAAUUGUUUAGUCUUCUCAUUUGGUUAUCUUCUGUCUUAUUCAGAGACUGAGCAACAUGUUGUUGUUGCUUUAGCAGAGGUUUGAACCAGAUGAGGUCCUUUUUAAGCCCCUGUGAUUCUUUAAACCCUAAAGAAUCUUAGUUGUUCUUUUAGCUCUUGUUUCUGUAUUGCUCUUUCAGUGAAGGAGUACCAAGCGGCUGAGUGUCAGCUUCCCCUGUCCCACCGAACUUAUCCCAUGCCUUCUCACCUUCCCAAGGCUAUGAUAUCACCUGGACUGAAUGGGAGGGGGAGUAGGUGCAGAGCUGAAAUUCUGAGAUGGUUUUCUCUGUGUGUGUGUGUGAUCCCACUCCAUCACUGUGCUUGCUGUGAUUAGGAGUGCAGUGCAUUACUUCUAUAAUUUCAGUGCUGCUCUGCAGCUAAACUCAGCACGUGGUAUGGCCAAUUUAGAACUGCAUCUUCAGCCUUCCGUGAGCUUGUGUUCAUGCUCCCAGCUGCCAAAAACAAGACUGGGUUUUACGUGUGGCCUUAGCUUGGUGUGGUAACCCAAGGAUGUUCUUUAUAAGGAAGCCUGUCCUAGAAAGGACAACAUCAAAUGGAAAACCAAGUACAUACUGUUAUGGGGUUGGCCCUGCCUGCCAGGUAAGCCCCUACUCCUCUUGUGCCUUCCUUUCCAGGAGGGCUGGGGGAAGAAUCAGAAUUGUGGGUUGUGGUAAAGACAGCUAAUUAAGUAAUGGGAAAAAAUCGAGGGGGGAAAAAACCAACAUCAACCAAGUGUUGCAAAGGCAAUCACUCACCAUGUCCCACCAGCAGACUGAUUGAUACCCAGUCAAUCUCUGAGUAAUGGCUACUGUGGAAGAGUCUCUCCCUCCCCCUAGUUUAUUUCUGACUGUGUUAUUCCAUGGCACAGAGUAUUGUUGUUGUGGUUUGGGCCAGCUUUCCCAGCUGUGUCUCCCCUCAGCCCUUGCCCACCCCCAGACUCCUCUGCAGGAAGGGAGAGACAGAGAAGGCCAUGACCCUGUGGGAGCACCGCUCAGCAGUGGGUUUGUACACUGUGUGCUACCAUCGCUGCUCUGAUCACAGAUCUAAAACACAGUACCAUAGGGGCUCCCAUAAAGAAAAUUAUUUCUGUGCCAGCCAAACCCAGCCCCCAGGUCCACUUACCUAACUGUUAACCCAAGACUCACUUCCCACAUUUCUGUACAGCACCUUCUCAGGGUGGUUACUUCUUUCUGAAAGGGCUUUCUUCAGAGUAGGCGAUGAGUCUGCUCCACAGUGCUCCCUUUAGGGUGGGAGCAGGGUAUGCUGACUCUUACUCUUUCAGCACAAAAUGGGGAUGUAAAGCAGAAAUGAGCCCUGUCUGUAUCAGCAUCUUGGCAACUGAGCAGCCAGUGCUGAAGACAACAUAUUUAAUGUGCCCUCAGGGCCUGCACUUUAGUGGUUUGCUCUGAGUAGUUAUGAUGUAUUCUAUGAAUGUAUGUUACAGAGUCAGAAUAAAUGCAUGUAGCAGACAUAUACUCGUCAUCACCAUCCAGUGAUCAUUUGGUUCUGAAUGCAUAUUACAUGAUGUAUCGAACACGGCACAGUCAUUUUAAGAAACAUUAGAGAUUAAAAGUAGAUUCCUAACGGUGCACAGCCCAGUUUUGUAAAUCAUGGCUUUGCCUGUGCAGAUACUGUUUACUAAAUCUGAACAUCUCAAUCCCAUUGUUUCUUGAACAGCUUGUGUGUCACGUUAUCACUACUGAAGUUCUGUUUCAUCUUUGUGUAAAAAUAUAGCUCCUUCCCAAAGGAGGAAACUCCUUCCCUUCCAUGGAAAAAAAUACUGUUUCACAAAACAAAACCCAACUGACUAAUCUGAAGCAUUUCUUGCACUCAGCUUUUUGUUGGGGUGAUGGAAGUUUAUUCUAAAUAUUGAAUUUUUUCAGUGCUCUUCCAACUGUUUCAUCUCUGCUGUUAUUUCCAUUACGUUACAAGAGAGAUAAUGGAGAUUAGUAACUUUAUAUUUCUUGUGCUCUGUAGCAAAUACUGUUCUCAAUAUUUUAUUUUACAAUUUUUUUUUAAGUUUUAUUUAUAUUUAGAGAGAUGAGAGAAGAGAUGAGCUUUGUCUCUUGUAAUGUGGGUCUCACACAGAAUGCAGAAUUUCUGGUCUGGGAUGGAACUGUGAGGUAUCUUGCAGCGUUUGCAAGCUGAUGCAACCAAGCCAAAGCUCUUUAGAGACAUUAGGAUUAUGAGAAUAUUUCCAGGGAUAAUAGGUAGCGUGAAUCCAUCUAAAAUAUCCAUUGGGAGGUUAAAAUACUUGGCAUUCAUUUGAGAGAAAUCAGCUAAAACAGAACUACAGAAAACUCAAAGAAACUCCAUCACGUUCUACUCCCAUGUCUCAUUGAAGCCAUCAUGUCGUGUGUGAACGUACUGAGCACAAUUUGGUAUUUGUAGCAUUGGGUAACUGUCUGCAAAAUUGUAGGCUCCCUCCAGAAUCAAAGUUGCAAAAAUUUUGAGCAAAAAAAGUAAUAGGUCACUGCAGAAUUAGCCAAACGUCCCAAGUUUCAGAGACAGCUCUGGCAUCUCUGAAGUAUUACAGCAGCAGCGGUGGCUACCACUCCUUAAGUGCACCUGCCACCUCUCCCCUCUUGCUUGAUUGAAAUAUGGGCAGGAAAUGACCACUUCAGAAAGGCCCAGUGUGAUUGUGAAGCUGGAGACUCCUGAAAUCCAGCAAAAGCUGCUCACUGACUGGAGUCCCUGUGAAACUCAUGAUUUUUAACUAUAAAAUAAAUGCUCUGUGUGCUCCAGUGUUGGUAAGGGAUGGAUCAGUCCCUGCUCAAACUGAAGAGAAAAACUGUGGGGUCAUCUGUGUGGAGGGGGAGAAGGGGAAGAACACAACAAAAGCUUCUUUUGUUUCUAAUAUAGGCCAGGGAGCAAAUGCCGGAGGCCAGUGGAGCCGUGGAGAGCAGAGUUUCACAGGUAGAAAAUAGUUCACAGAAUCUUCAUAGUAAAGAAAAUUCACAUUCCAUUUCACAGACAUCUCACAGCAGUGUCCCCUGUGCCCUGCUUUUAUUUUGUUCUUCAGAGCAAGAAAGGUGUAAUCUUACAGAAAGGAAUUAUUUUUGUACUUUGGAUUGUGUUGCUGGUUACAGUAACUCUGAUAAGGAGAAAGGAAAAUCUUCCAAACAAAUGUUAAAGGCUUGACAGUACUCCAGACAUUCUUGUGUUGUCGUAGCCCAUCAAAGCCUCGUGUAAAAAACAUGAGUUUUUCAUCCUCUUUCACUCACAGUUCUAACAGGGAAGCUAAACCCCAAGUCUGGUUGAGUAAUGUACAUUCAGCUAAGAUAAAAUAACAACUGCUCCAUUUUUCCAGUGGAAUGCCACCUCCUUUUGGAAUGGGAAAAGUAAGUGUGAGACUGUUUUUUGUUGUUUGAGAACUAGAAAUGUUUUAUACUGCAAGCUGUGAAUGCAGGAAGAGAAGGGAAAUAUAACAGUGCUGAUCUAAUCUUAGAUUUUCUGUGUAAACUGACAUUGUGCCAGGAUACUGAUGCAAAACUUGUAUUUUAGUCUAAGAAAUGUAUAGAUUUUUUAAUGUAUCAAAAUAAAGUUUGUUUUUUGGUUAA
Messenger RNA from Coturnix japonica (Japanese quail), 8922 nucleotides. RefSeq names its product solute carrier family 44 member 1 (gene SLC44A1). The record is from RefSeq and is a predicted model, not a curated record. Lineage: Eukaryota; Metazoa; Chordata; Aves; Galliformes; Phasianidae. Gene Ontology annotation, molecular function: choline transmembrane transporter activity. Gene Ontology annotation, cellular component: plasma membrane. Gene Ontology annotation, biological process: choline transport; transmembrane transport.